GUGCGAGUUGGGUAGGGAAAGAGCGGAACCGAGUGCGAAGACUCUUCUUCGGACCUUUUUCCCCUUUUCCCCUUCUUCUUCGCCGUGCGCGUUGAUCUUGUUGGAGUCGUUCGUCGGCGGCGUUUUGGGACUCGUUUUCUCUUUCGAUCGGUCAAUUUGGCGGCACCUCGAUCCAGAUGAAGGGGGUUCCUGGGAUCGACCUAUGAUUGCUCCGAUUGGAAGGUUCUCUUUCUCGAAAUUAGCCCUAAUAUAUCGCUCCAGUUGUCUCGAUUUUUCUCUCUCCUUUCUUCAAAAUUGGCGAGCUUCGGAGUGGAAGCGGAUAUAUACCUAGCACAUAUUGUGGAAUUUAGUGGGUUUUCUGGUGCUGCUGUUCCAGAGAUAUGUCUAAUUUUGGUACUUCUCGCUGCAUCUGAAUUCCCACACGCGGCACCGGUGCAGGGUUAGCUUCAGUAGUGAUUGGAGUUGUUGAGGCUUCUUGCCGACUGGUCCGGAGCUAUUGUGGUUAUAAGCUCGGUGAGAUUUGUUUCUCGGAAUCAAUGAACCAGGGUUUCUCCGUUGAAAGUUACUGUUCAUUUGGGUAAUCUUCGAGUUCCUUUGCUUGGGGCUUUUGUGACUGGUAUGUGGGUUUCGCUUGUUUGGAUCCGCGGGUGUGUGGGUGUCAUUUUUUUAGAUUUCUGGGUUAGCUGUGAGGCAAUUUAGUAAUAUCAUUGGCCACUCUGUUCUCCGUUCCUGGGGUCCGAGUGUCGUGGAAUACACUAGCAGUAACUCUAGAACUUAUCUUCAAAUUUCAGUCUUUUAAAUCGCUUUUAAGCUUUUGCCUUGAUGGAGGCCAGGGUUGGGAGUGAGAGCCAUCAGUUUUUUGCUGCUGGGACGUCUAAUCUGAAUGGUAUUGGGAAGAAGAGUUUCGAGUGGGACUUGAAUGACUGGAGGUGGGAUGGUGAGCUCUUUGUUGCGAGCCAAUUGAAUGAAAUUCCUGCAGACUGUCGAAACAAACAUCUGCUCCAAGAUGCAGCAAAACGAUUGCUGUCAAAUUGUUCAUCUUCUUCUUCUGGAGGGUUUGAUUUAGGCAUAGUCGAGAAUGGAAAAGGUGAAGCAGAGAAGCGGAGGAGGAUUAUAGUAGUGGAAGAGGAUGAGUCUUAUGGCGGAAGUGGAUCUCUUAGUUUAAAGCUUGGGGGCCAUGCUUUUCCAGUCAUGGAGGCUGACCUUGCAAAUGGAAAUAAGAGCAAACCACAAGGUGGCAGUUCGAGUCAUCCAACUUGCCAGGUCGAAGGCUGUGGUGCUGACCUCAGUGAUUCAAAGGACUACCAUAGGCGACACAAGGUCUGUGAGAUGCAUGCGAAGGCCAGCUCAGCAGUUGUCAGAAAUGCUAUCCAGCGGUUCUGCCAGCAAUGUAGUAGAUUUCAUCUUCUUGAAGAGUUUGAUGAAGGGAAAAGAAGUUGUCGACGACGCUUGGCUGGUCACAACAGACGGAGGAGGAAAACACAUCCUGAUGUCAUUGUGAAUGGGAAUUCUUCUAUUAAUGAACAGGCUAGCGGUUACUUAUUGAUGAGUUUACUCAGGGUCCUAUCCAAUUUGCAAUCUGAUAACUCUGAGCCACCACAAGACCAGGAGCUCUUGACUCAUUUUCUAAGGAACCUUGCCAGCCUUGCUAAGUCCUUUGAUCCCAGUAACCUUUCUCAACUCCUACAGGCAUCUCAGGAUCCACAAAAGUUUGUAACGGCUGCUGGAACAUCCUCAGAAGCUGUUAUUACGUCUGUUCCAAAUGGUGUUCCCGAGCAAGUAUCUGGCGGUCCCUUAUGUUUGACAGAUAAAAUAAAUUGCAACCCCGGUACUUGUGGUAGGCAAACUGAUCAUAGUACAAUUGACAUACCCUCAAAUGGAAUGAUAGUUUCUGCAGAACCAGUCAUUGAUGGAGUCAGAAUUAAGGACUUUGAUUUGAACAAUACCUAUAGCGAGACACAAGAUUGUGAAGAAGGAAGAGAGAAGCCAGCAACUCCCUUGUGUACUGAGAUGAGUUCUCCUAAUUGCCCUUCAUGUUUAGUGCAGGAUUCUCAUCACUCAAGUCCACCUCAGAGUAUUGGCAAUUCAGAUUCGACAUCCAACCAAUCACAGUCUAGUUCCCAUGAAGAUGCUCGGUGUCGAACUGAUAGGAUCAUUUUCAAACUCUUCGGCAAAGACCCUACCGAUCUUCCUCUCAUUUUGAGAACACAGAUUCUUGACUGGUUAUCCAAUAGUCCAACAGAUAUAGAGAGCUACAUUAGGCCAGGCUGUAUAAUUCUGACAAUAUACCUUUGCCAAGCUGAGUCUGCUUGGGUACAGCUCUACGAUGAUUUAAGCUCCAACCUAAAUAGGCUUUUGCAUAACUCCUCUGACGAUCUCUGGACGACAGGAUGGAUUUUUGCUAUGGUACAAGAUCGUGCGGCUUUUAUUUAUGAUGGUCAGGUUGUGCUAGACAUACCUUUACAUAUCAAACAUCCCAACCACUGUAAGAUUUUGUCUGUCACACCUAUUGCUGUUUCUCAUUCUACAAAGGUCAAGUUUACUGUGAAGGGCUUUAAUCUUUCUCAACCAACAUCUAGGUUACUAUGUUCGUUUGAUGGGAAAUACUUGGUCCAGGAGACAUCACAAAGUUUAGUUGAAGCGGCAAAUAGCAGUGGUGGGCAAGAGUUGUCUCAAUGCCUUAGCUUUUCUUGUUUGCUACCUGAUGUCAUGGGGAGAGGAUUUAUCGAGUUUGAAGACUGUGGCCUUAGUAAUGGGUUCCUCCCCUUCAUAAUCGCGGAGGAAGAUGUAUGCUCUGAGAUCCGUAUGCUGGAGAAUGCGAUAGAUGUAGCUUCAUGUGAUGACCAAUUUCAUGAAAGAACAAAUGCAGAAAUUGCCAGAAAUCAAGCUCUGGACUUUAUAAAUGAAUUUGGGUGGCUUCUCCGGAGGAAUCAUAUGAUAUCUAUUUCUCGAGAAUCUAAAUUUUCACCAAGUAUCUUUACCCUGACACGGUUCAGGUGGCUUAUGUCAUUCGCUAUGAAUAGGGAGUGGUCUGCAGUUGUGAAAAAACUUCUUGAUAUUUUAUUUAGUGGAACGGUAGAUGCAGGCAGGCAAUCACCCAUGGAGCUUGCCUUGGCUGAAAAUUUGCUUCACAGUGCUGUACAAAUGAAAUCCAAGGCCUUGGUUGAGCUUCUUUUGAGAUAUGUACCCAACAGAACUUCAAAGGAUACGGAUCCAGAUCGAUUCUUGUUUAGACCUGACAUGCUUGGCCCCUCAGGCAUCACUCCACUGCAUAUUGCAGCUUCCACUGAUGAUGCUGAGAACAUAUUGGAUGCCCUUACCGAUGAUCCUGGACAGCUGGGAAUUAGGGCAUGGAAGAGCGCACAAGACAGUACUGGAUUCACUCCUGAAGGCUAUGCCCUUGCUCAGGGCCAUGAUUCAUACGUAAGAUUGGUUCAGAAUAAAAUCGAUAAGCAAAGCAGCCCGAGUCAAGUGGUCCUCAACGUCUCCGGAGAUGCCUCCGAUAAGCUAGUAGAUGCACUAAAAUCCAGUAAACCAAGUGUUUCUGAGAUAAGCAGGAUCUGGUUGAGCACAAAACCGCAACCCUACUGCAACAGGUGCAGCCAACAGCUGGUUUACCCAAACUCCGUGGCAAGGACUAUGCUGUAUAGACCAGUAAUGCUGUCCCUGGUGGGUAUCGCGGCCGUCUGUGUCUGUGUCGGACUGCUAUUUAAGACUCCACCGCAAGUGUUCUUUGUGUGCCCCUCAUUCAGGUGGGAAUUGUUGGACUAUGGCUUCAUCUGAAGUGUAACGAGUGCGCCAUGCUACCGAGUUUGGGGUCAUAGACAUUUAAGGUUUUUACCGUCUGGGAUAUACAUCUGUAAUGACCAUCAGUCAUAUGUUGUUCUGUUAUAUAGUGGAAACAGUGUAUUCUUUGCAUCGGACUAAUCUGUUAUGCCCAUCCGUCA
Messenger RNA from Musa acuminata subsp. malaccensis (wild Malaysian banana), 3947 nucleotides. Its product is annotated as squamosa promoter-binding-like protein 6. Lineage: Eukaryota; Viridiplantae; Streptophyta; Magnoliopsida; Zingiberales; Musaceae. Gene Ontology annotation, molecular function: DNA binding. Gene Ontology annotation, cellular component: nucleus. The record is from RefSeq and is a predicted model, not a curated record.